Molecule: messenger RNA, 939 nt
Organism: Rotaria sp. Silwood1
Lineage: Eukaryota; Metazoa; Rotifera; Eurotatoria; Philodinida; Philodinidae
Source: the annotation of a GenBank genome assembly
AUGUAUCCAACAGGUUUCUACUCUAGUCCUUACAUGGUCACAGUUGGUGAUUUCAAUAAUGACAACCGAUCGGAUAUUGCAGUAGCGAAUUUCGGCACUAACAAUAUCGGCAUCUUUUAUGGAUUUGGAAAUGGAUCUUUCUCAAGUCAAAUAGAGUUUUCAACAGGCUCAUCUCGUCCGAUAGCAAUUAUUGCCUUUGAUUUCAACAAUGAUGCACUACUUGAUAUUGCCACCGCCAAUUACGGAACUCACAGUAUUAGUAUAUUUUAUGCCUAUGGCCAUGGAAAUUUUUCACCUCCAAUUACGUAUUCAACAGGUUAUAAUUCUCUUCCAUCUUCAUUAGCUGCUGGAGAUUUCAAUAACGACAACUAUGUAGACCUCGCCAUCGCUAAUUAUGGCACAAAUAAUGUUGGUGUACUUUUUGGAAAUAGCAACAGAACUUUUGAACAACAAAUCACGUUUUCAACUAGCGUUGGUUCUCAUCCGUACUCAAUCGCCGUCGGCCAUUUGAAUGCCGACAACUUUCUCGAUAUAGCUAUCGCGAACUCUGGAACUCAUCAAAUAAGUGUACUUAUCAACAACGGCAAUACAAGUUUCGCUAAUCAAGCUAUAUAUUCCAAUGAUUUUACGUCUCCAUACGCGAUUGGCGUUGGAGACUUCAACGAAGAUAAUCAAUUAGACAUUGCCAUCACUAAUAAUGGCAUUGAAAACAUAGGUAUACUUCUUGGAUAUGGAAACGCUAGUUUUAAGAAUCCAAUCAUGUAUCGAACUGGAUCCCAUUCUUCGAUUUCUAUUGCCAUAGGUGAUCUUAAUAAGGAUCAUCGAUUAGACAUCGUCGUCGUAAACAAUGAUACUGGUAGCAUAGAUAUUCUACUUGGUCAAUAUGAAGGUUUCUCAAAUCAAACAAACUAUCCAACUGGCCGUUAUCCAUAUCUGUAG